CACUGCGGUCCUACCAUUUGCGCAUAAUUUUAAAAUCAAACGGACAAUUAGCGACGCUGCUUUUCGCUGUUUUAAUAAGAAGUAGUGAAAAAAUAGUGAUCCUCCGGCGUCCCUUUGUAAAUAUUAGUUAAAAAACAUUACCAUUUAGUUCGGUGGACAGUGAAAAUCAAGGAUUUCCAGGAAUCACACACGCACACAGGGGCACGCAUACAAUUGCAUUCGCCUGGCGUCACUUUUUGUUGCUGUACGCGCUAAAAUUCCAAUUUAAUUGAUUUAACUGAAUUAACCGAUUGAAAAUGGAUAUAUCCGGUGGGAAUACGUCGCGCCAGCCGCCUAAAAAGUCGAACCAAAACAUCCAGGUUUAUGUGCGCGUCAGGCCUCUGAAUUCCCGGGAACGCUGCAUCCGAUCCGCCGAAGUCGUGGAUGUGGUGGCUCCUCGGGAAAUAGUCACCCGUCACACGCUGGACUCCAAGCUCACCAAGAAGUUCACCUUCGAUCGCAGCUUCGGUCCCGAAUCCAAACAGUGCGAUGUGUAUUCUGUUGUGGUCUCUCCUCUUAUCGAGGAGGUCUUGAGUGGCUACAACUGCACUGUUUUCGCCUACGGACAAACGGGCACGGGCAAAACCCACACCAUGGUGGGAAAUGAGUGCGCCGAGCUGAAAUCCUCCUGGGAAGAUGACUCUGACAUUGGCAUCAUACCGCGAGCUCUGAGUCACCUUUUCGACGAGCUGCGCAUGAUGGAGGUGGAGUACACGAUGCGCAUCUCCUACCUGGAGCUGUACAACGAGGAGCUGUGCGAUUUGCUCUCCACCGAUGAUACCACUAAGAUUCGGAUUUUCGACGACAGCACCAAGAAGGGAUCGGUUAUCAUCCAGGGACUGGAGGAGAUACCCGUGCACAGCAAGGACGAUGUGUACAAGCUGCUGGAGAAGGGAAAGGAGCGUCGCAAGACGGCCACCACUCUGAUGAAUGCGCAGUCCUCGCGAUCGCACACCGUCUUCUCCAUUGUGGUGCACAUCAGGGAGAAUGGAAUCGAGGGAGAGGAUAUGCUGAAGAUCGGCAAGCUGAAUCUGGUCGAUCUCGCGGGCAGUGAGAAUGUUUCCAAGGCGGGAAACGAAAAGGGGAUAAGAGUAAGGGAGACCGUAAACAUCAAUCAGAGUCUUUUGACGCUGGGAAGAGUAAUUACCGCCUUGGUGGAUCGUGCUCCUCACGUUCCCUACCGCGAAUCGAAGCUUACUAGGUUGCUGCAGGAAUCUCUGGGCGGCAGGACGAAGACCUCCAUCAUAGCCACCAUUUCGCCGGGUCACAAGGACAUCGAGGAGACGCUCAGCACUUUGGAGUACGCCCAUCGAGCCAAGAAUAUCCAAAACAAACCGGAAGUCAAUCAGAAACUGACCAAGAAGACGGUGCUCAAGGAAUACACCGAGGAGAUCGACAAGCUGAAGCGAGAUCUCAUGGCGGCCAGGGACAAAAAUGGAAUUUACUUAGCCGAGGAAACUUAUGGCGAAAUAACCCUGAAACUAGAGUCCCAGAACCGCGAACUUAACGAGAAAAUGCUGCUGCUGAAGGCCUUGAAAGAUGAACUCCAAAAUAAGGAAAAGAUCUUCAGCGAGGUGAGCAUGAGUCUGGUGGAGAAAACCCAGGAGCUGAAAAAGACCGAGGAGCAUCUGAUGAACACAAAGGGUACGCUACUGCUGACCAAGAAGGUGCUGACCAAAACCAAGCGGCGCUACAAGGAGAAAAAGGAGCUGGUGGCCUCGCACAUGAAAACGGAGCAGGUUUUAACCACUCAGGCGCAGGAAAUCCUAGCUGCUGCUGAUCUGGCCACCGAUGAUACUCAUCAGCUGCAUGGAACCAUCGAGAGAAGGCGGGAAAUGGACGAAAAGAUACGCAGAUCCUGCGAUCAGUUUAAAGAUCGCAUGCAGGACAACCUGGAGAUGAUUGGCGGGAGCUUGAGUUUGUAUCUGGAGCAGCAGGCAGCCUCCAAGGAGCACUUGAGCCAGGAGAUGGUAAACUCCAGCAAUGUGAGCCAACGAUUGGCCAGCAAUGCCAGCAAAACCAUUGGAAUGCUCAAGGAAAUCUGCAGCCAGUCGCUGGUUGACCAAGCUGAGCUCCAGAAUAACCUAAUGUCGCAAGUCUUAAAAAUCAGCGAUGAGCACUCUCAAACGUUCAUUGCCCAACUGAUGGAGCAGCUGCAGCAGCGACAGCUUCUGAUGAGCAGAGAAAUCGAGUCGAGUCUGCAGGAAAUGGAGGAAAACAACCAGCGGCACAAGGACAUGCUGGACUCCAUGCAGGAGAAGUUCUCGCAAAUCAUCGACAGCAGCUCACAGUCGCUGGAGAAACAUGUACAGCAAGUCCAUCAGCAGCUGGAGCAGCUUAGUUCGAUGAGUUUGCCGGAUGCGGAGGAACUGGAGCAACUGCAAGAGGAACUGGCCAAUGAAAGGGCCUUGGCGCAGCAGGAGGAGACUCUGCUCGAAUCCAUGAUGAUGCAGAUGGAGCAGAUCAAGAAUCUGCGUGCCAAGAAUAGCAUUAGUAUGGCCAUUCGACUCAACAAAAUGGAGGAGAGCCGCGUGACCAGGAAUCAGCGCAUCGAUGAUACCAAAUCUGGUAUACGGGAUUACCAGAAAUUGGGCUUAGAAGCUGCUCAAUCCGCUCAAGCGGAGCUCAGCAGCCAAAUGGAGGCGGGAAUGCUCUGCCUAGACCAACGCCUGGCCAACUGCUCCCUGCUGCAGGUGCACAUGAAGAAUCUCGGCCAGGAAUACGCAAAGCAAACGGAAGAGAAUGUCGGUUCCAGUCGCCUGCACAACGAGCAGGUGAAUUUCAUCUGUCAGGAAAGCAAGAAGCAGCUCGAAGCGCUGCAGGAGAAGAGCCAUGCUAAUCUGGAGCAGUUAGUGAGCGAGCGACAGCAGCUGAUCACCGAGGACAGGCAGCGGUUCAUAGGUCACGCCACGGUGGCCACAGAUCUUGUGCAGGAGCUGAACAAGCAGACCACCGAGCAUGCCGCUCUGCAGCGACAGCAGCUGCAGAUUUCCGAGCAGGAGCUUGUGCGCUUCCAGCAGACGGAGCUGAAAACCUACGCGCCCACCGGCACCACUCCCUCCAAAAGGGAGUUCGUGUAUCCACGCACCCUGGUGGCCACGUCGCCGCAUCAGGAGAUCGUCAAGCGCUAUCGGCAGGAGCAGGACUGGUCGGAUCUGGACACCACGGCCACUAUAGAUGAGUGCAGCGAGAACGAGCACGACGAGUCCUUGCAAUCCGUGCAGGAGCUUUCUGAAACGGAAACCAUCAUGAACUCCACGCCCAUUGAGCCCGUGGAUGGUGUAACCAUUAAGCGUGGUUCUGGCACCACUCGCAGCUCCAAUUCGAAUGCCCUGAAGCCACCCGUAAUCGCCGGUGGCAAGCGCAGCAGCUCCUUGUCCCGCUCCCUUACGCCCAGUAAAUCUUCACCUCGGAACUCUCCCUCCUUCAACAGGCACAACAAAGAAAACGUCGCCUGAUUUUGCUUUCGAUGACUAUAAGUACUCUACUCUACCCAGUAACCCGUUUAUGUUUGUUUGGCUCUUCUGGAUAUUCUCUUUAAUCUGUAUAUCAAUCUUUGGAAUUUCGUACAUUUAUUAUUUAAAUAAACUUAGUAUGCUAUGUAAA
Drosophila takahashii is the source of this 3645-nucleotide messenger RNA. It is a transcript of the gene Klp61F, whose product is annotated as Kinesin-like protein at 61F. Gene Ontology annotation, biological process: mitotic spindle assembly; microtubule-based movement; spindle elongation. Gene Ontology annotation, molecular function: microtubule binding; plus-end-directed microtubule motor activity; ATP binding. Lineage: Eukaryota; Metazoa; Arthropoda; Insecta; Diptera; Drosophilidae. Gene Ontology annotation, cellular component: mitotic spindle; nucleus; spindle microtubule. The record is from RefSeq and is a predicted model, not a curated record.